AUGCAAUGAAUAUUCAAACAGCUUGUCAAAUUAAAAAUAGUCUGUACGCAUUAGUGUUUGGGCAAAGCCCAUUACAACAUUUUGCAUUAUUAAAUGAAAUCAAACAACUUAAUAUCAGUUCUAAGGAUGAAUUACCUGAAGAUUGGUUUGAGCAACCAAGAUCUUUAAAUGAUGAUGAUAAUCACCAAGAAAUG
This is a messenger RNA of Cetraspora pellucida, 194 nucleotides long. The record is from the annotation of a GenBank genome assembly. Lineage: Eukaryota; Fungi; Glomeromycota; Glomeromycetes; Diversisporales; Gigasporaceae.